Messenger RNA from Dermacentor silvarum, 1703 nucleotides. RefSeq names its product akirin-1B. Gene Ontology annotation, biological process: positive regulation of innate immune response; positive regulation of transcription by RNA polymerase II. Lineage: Eukaryota; Metazoa; Arthropoda; Arachnida; Ixodida; Ixodidae. The transcript has a single exon. Gene Ontology annotation, cellular component: nucleus; chromatin. The record is from RefSeq and is a predicted model, not a curated record. Gene Ontology annotation, molecular function: transcription coregulator activity. Bases 642 to 1256 code for a protein of 204 amino acids.
AUUUCAUUUUUCCUUUCCUAAUGAUCAAAAUGAACUACUGCUACUACGCGAAACAUUAAGUGUACGCUACAAAACGUUCUAGUCGUUUCAUUUUUUUUCUCUCCCUCUUUCAAGUUGCCGGUCUGUUGCUCAUGAUCAUCAUGUCCGCUGUUCGUACUUUAACUUUUGAUGUAAUAAAGAAGAAGACUAAUAUAAGGUGCUGCCACUCUUCUUUUCACCAACAUCGACGGACGCACGCACUGGAAUUAAUAUACGGCUUAUUCAAUGAUCCGAUUUAGAUGAGGGCAGUUUGACACGAAAACUCGCUCAUGAGGCUUUUAAACGUACCAUUUUGAUAUGCCAAAAAAAAAAAAAACCCAGUGAUGAUGGCUCACACGUGAUGAGAAAGCAUAAUUAUUGCAAUAUGUUAAUACCGGCUGACACGGUGAUUCGAUGGAAAAGGACGACACCGCGUGCAGGUACGACAAAGACGACGGGCACGCUCUGCACGCAGCACGUAGAAGUCGUUCGCAGACCUUGCGCCGCUUCUCCGGUUGACAUCGCAGAGGUCGUCGCCGUUGCUUCUGCAUCUCCUCAAGCUGCCUCGUCAGACCACGACCACGGGAGGGACCAACCUGCACUUAGGCUUGUCACUGCGAGAAAUGGCUUCUUGGACACCCAAGCGAGCCCUGUACUGGGAUCCCCCGGGCCCCCCGGAGGAAAUGCCAGCGAAGAGGAUGUGCCUGACACAUCCGCCGGCACCAACACCUGCCCCGAGAAUGGAGAUUGCGGACGAGAUACCGGUGAAACGACGACGUGUCGAUUACCUGGGUGCUCCUUCAACUGAUUCAACAAUGGCUGAUGAGAUCUAUCCUUCGCCGUGCGGCGACAUGCCAGCACAGCUUCCUUCAGGCGAGGCAUCAGGCCAGGCCCCUGAAGGAAUGUGGCAGCUUCAGCAAUGCCAGCAGACCGGCUACCCCGAGCCGCAAGGAAACUGCAACCCACCGGAAGGUUUCCCACGUGCCGGAACGUCGUCCGAGGGCGCCUGCGCGGGUGACGUCCGACCGCCGGUGCGUCUAGACCAGCCCAUGUUCACCUACCGUCAAGUGGAGCAAAUUUGCCAGAACAUCUGGAACGAGCGUGAAAACUGGAUACGUGCGGAGUACGACCGUAUUCUUUCCGUCACUCUGGCCGAGCAGCACGAGUCAUUUGUGAAAUUUACCUACGAGCAAAUCCAGAAAAAGCUUCAGGGUUCCGCACCCAGCUACAUGUCGUAACCUGGCCAUUGGCGUCAUAUUUGAAGAGGACUCGGAGGGGAAUACGCGUGAGUUGUGCACUCGAUGGAAACACCAAAGGAAACCAAAGCAGCACUGUCUGUUUUGGACUGCCAACAACAACAGCAGCGAUUGACAAGAGUGUUGAACGAUUGCAUGCUACAGUGAUGUGUCCCGUCAGUGGAUUUUCAGCCUCCCUCCUUAGUUUACUUUUUUCUAAACCAGAGUUCCUUUGCCAGUUCCUUUUCAUUCUUCCUCCGCUCAGAAAGUACACGUUCGGCUCUGCUAGGUAAAAUGCAAGAAACGCGGAGUUCCUCGAAUGAAAGACGAUCGUUUGAAAGAACUUCCGUUCUAGAGCGGCCAAGUGUAGGAACUUUUUUUCUUUUUCUUUUGGUGUAUGAACCUGUUCUAACAAAGCAUGAGAAUGUAGAACUGUAUGCAUUGGAUUUU